AUGCAAGGUGCAAGCGGUGCCAACAGAGAAAGGUACUUUCGCUCUCCGUGUUUGUUCCCCCUUUUCCCUGACCCGACUCCGCCCUCCCCCGGCCUACUUUCCCCCGACUCUCGGCUUUUCCCCGGGUACUUGGGAUCCGUACACGGCACCGCUCCGGAUCCGUGUCCGAUCCGCUGCUCCCGCACCUUUCCAUGCACAAACUGUUCCACAGCAUCCGCCAAAUGCGAGUUCCGCGAGAGCGACUUCAAGCGGCCGCCCGUGUCCCGUGAGUAUGUCGCGGCUCUCGAGUCACGCAUCGCCUCGCUCGAGAGCUUGCUGGGCAACCUCAAGGCCGCCGACGGCGAUGAGCGCAACCAAAUCCUCGACGACCUCGAGGUCCAAGACUAUGUGCCCUCCUUUUCCGGCCUGCCCUUGGCGGAUGAAAUUGCGCAUGACCAAGGCUUCGUUUCAGGAAAUGACUGA
This is a messenger RNA of Colletotrichum lupini, 462 nucleotides long. RefSeq names its product fungal specific transcription factor domain-containing protein. Gene Ontology annotation, molecular function: zinc ion binding; DNA-binding transcription factor activity, RNA polymerase II-specific. The record is from RefSeq and is a predicted model, not a curated record. Gene Ontology annotation, biological process: regulation of DNA-templated transcription. Bases 1 to 462 code for a protein of 153 amino acids. The transcript is spliced from 2 exons. Lineage: Eukaryota; Fungi; Ascomycota; Sordariomycetes; Glomerellales; Glomerellaceae.